CGUACGAACACACAGUUCUGAUUGCUUCGUUUUGCUCAAAAAAAAUGAGAUUUGCAAGCUUUUGCGUCCUGUUGGCCCAGCUGGCAGCAUCUCCAGUCUACUCUGUCCGCGUGUUCGUGAGCUUCGGUCAUUCCCUCACUCUUCCCUGCCAUGGAGCCCCCAGCAGGAAUGUGGAUUGGUUGUUUCAGCAGGAUGAGCUUCCUGACUGGCUGCAUGUGGCCAAACUCCACACCCGAGGCAUUUGCUCUGGAAGCGGCUUCCAGGGACGGGUGGAAUCCUUCCACCUAACAGACCCGGGAAACUACAGCCUCAACCUCAGUCCCGUGGUGUACAGUGACCUCGGCAUUUAUAAAUGCCAGUACUACAAUGAUGAGAUCAUUCUCUCAGUUGUGAAACUACAAAUUAGAGUCCCAUCAAAUGUUUCCAUAGCAAUGGGAAUGUCCGCCAGUCUUCCUUGCUUUGCGAACAUUAAUUCACAAGCGCGUGCUGGUGAUCUGGAUAUCCUCUGGAAGAGAGGUGGAGAGAAAGUUUACCAGCUCCUUAAGAACACCGUCACAUAUGGGCUCGGGUUCGAGAACAGAACUUCAGUUUCCCGAGAACAAGCCCUCUAUGGAAACAUGUCUUUAACCAUCGGACAGACACAGUUUUCAGAUGCAGGCGACUACCAGUGCUUCUACAGCAGUCCUAAAGAGAGGGGGAAUCCAGAUUCUGCCAGUCUCGUUGUGACAGGCCACCCACCCCAGAACCUUACAGUGAAGGCCGGUGGUUUGCUCUCCAUACCGCUCUAUACCGCAGACCCAGUGAGGGUAACAUUCAGUGCAGGCCUUGGUUCAGAUGAGGUGCUGAUGCUCGAUGCAAAUAAAGGCCCAGCCAGGUAUGGGGAGCGUUGUGCUCAGAGAUGUGAGCUUCUGGCCCAGAACUACACCCUUUUGCUGAGGAGUGUGACACUGGAGGAUGCCGGAGUCUACAAGGUGACCGAUCCUGAGACCAAGAAGACCAUCGGCUCUGUCUCUCUGCGAGUCUCAGCCCAGCUAGCAGCAUCUCCAGUCUACUCUGUCCGCAUGUUUGUGAGCUUCGGCCAUUCCCUCACUCUUCCGUGCCAUGGAGCCCCCAGCAGGGAUGUGGAUUGGUUGUUUCAGCAGGAUGAGCUUCCUGACUGGCUGCAUGUGGCCGAACUCCACAGCCAAGGCUUUUCCUCUGGAAGCGGCUUCCAGGGACGGGUGGAAUCCUUCCACCUAACGGAGCCGGAAAACUACAGCCUCACCCUCAGUCCCGUGGUGUACAGUGACCUCGGCAUUUACAAAUGCCAGUACUACAAUGAUGAGAUCAUUCUCUCAGAUGUGAAACUACAAAUUAGAGUCCCAUCAAAUGUUUCCAUAGCGAUGGGAAUGUCCGCCAGUCUUCCUUGCUUUGCGUACAUUAAUUCACAAGCGCGUGCUGGUGAUCUGGAUAUCCUCUGGAAGAGAGGUGGAGAGAAAGUUUACCAGCUCCUUAAGAACACCGUCACAUAUGGGCCCGGGUUUGAGAACAGAGCUUCAGUUUCCCAAGAACAAGCCCUCUAUGGAAACAUGUCUUUAACCAUCAGACAGACACAGUUUUCAGAUGCAGGCGACUACCAGUGCUUCUACAGCAGUCCUAAAGAGAGGGGGAAUCCAGAUUCUGCCAGUCUCGUUGUGACAGACCACUCACCCCAGAACCUCACAGUGAAAGCCGGUGGUUUGCUCUCCAUACCGCUCUAUGCCGCAGACCCAGUGAGGGUAACAUUCAGUGCAGGCCUUGGUUCAGAUGAGAUGCUGAUGCUCGAUGCAGAUAAAGGCCCAGCCAGGUAUGGGGAGCGUUGUGCCCAGAGAUGUGAGCUUCUGGCCCAGGAAUACACCCUUUUGCUGAAGAGUGUGACACUGGAGGAUGCCGGAGUCUACAAGGUGACCGAUCCUGAGACUAAGAAGACCAUCAGCUCAGUCUCUCUGCAAGUCUCAGCCCAGCUGGCAGCAUCUCCAGUCUACUCUGACCGCAUGUUUGUGAGCCUCGGCCAUUCCCUCACUCUUCCGUGCCAUGGAGCCCCCAGCAGGGAUGUAGAUUGGUUGUUUCAGCCAUAUGAUCGUACUGACUGGGUGCUUGUGGUCGAAAUCCACACACAAGGCUUUUCCUCUGGAAAUGGCUUCCAGGGACGGGUGGAAUCCUUCCACCUAACAGAGCCGGGAAACUACAGCCUCACCCUCAGUCCCGUGGUGUACAGUGACCUCGGCAUUUACAAAUGCCAGUACUACAAUGAUGAGAUCGUUCUUUCAGAUGUGAAACUAGAAAUUAUAGACCACCCACCCCAGACCCUCACAGUGAAGGCCGGUGGUUUGCUCUCCAUACCGCUCUAUACCGCAGACCCAGUGAGGGUAACAUUCAGUGCAGGCCUUGGUUCAGAUGAGGUGCUGAUGCUCGAUGCAAAUAAAGGCCCAGCCAGGUAUGGGGAGCGUUGUGCUCAGAGAUGUGAGCUUCUGGCCCAGAACUACACCCUUUUGCUGAGGAGUGUGACACUGGAGGAUGCCGGAGUCUACAAGGUGACCGAUCCUGAGACCAAGAAGACCAUCAGCUCUGUCUCUGUGCACGUCUCAGCCUCUGCGGGACGCUCUGCUGGAGCAGUGGCUGGGAUAGUGGUGGGAGUGAUGGUGUUGCUGCUGGCUCUGGCUGGCAGUGCCUUUGCAGUCUGGAACUUCUUCAUGAAGAGAGCAAACCCUGAAAAGGAAAUUAGUUUCUCUUAAGGUUCCAACAGGAGAGCAGCAUGCGUUCUGUUUCCUGACAGCCCUGAACCCCCUCUCUCUGUGUCCUGCAGGGCAGUUGUAAGUUCUUUCUCUGCAGCCCUCUCUCUGAGGGCUCAAGUGCUUUAUUUUUGUAUAAGCCCCCAAAUGAACCUGUGUCUGUUACUUUCAAUAUUCCAGCACUAACAAGGCCGCUCCAUUCACACCAGCGAAUGGAGGAAAGUCAAAUUGAAUAAUUAGCAAAUACAAUUCAAAUAUCCAACAGGUGUGAAAAACUCAAAGUGAGUGCAGGCUAUUAGAAUAUUACAGUAUUAUAGUUCCCUAGCCUGUACGUCUUAAAAAUAAUUCUUCAUCUUCUCGUAACCUGAACCUAAAGUAACCAUGUUUGGUAUGGGUAUAGUUUAAUACUCACAACAAAGGUUGGGGUACAAAGUAUAUCCACCUUUCUUGCAUUGCUAAAUAAUUAUCCAACUAGAUCAAAAUUUAAUAAAUAUUUACCAAUGUUACUGAAGCCCGCCGCACAAUGGGAGAGGCGGAUGUGAUAUGAAGAUGUGCCCUCCGAACAGCCAAUGACAGCUCAGACCGCGCUCUCCCGGUCAAGUUUUUAAGUCAAUGACCAUGGAGGCCACCCUUCUUCUUUUUCAAAUUUUUCCUUUUACCUCCGUACCCGACCCGUGGCACACGUUGAUUUUUAGGAAGCUACCUAGCCUCUGUCCCGGUGCGGUGUUGCCAAUCAAACUGGCCUGUCCCAAGCUGCAUUUUCCAGCUUUGAAUUUACCGCAUGCUGCCUCAGCUGGGUCUCAGGGAUCACUUUCUCCUCCCAAUUCCCUCUAAUUUUAAGUGUUGAAGUUGAUAAAGGGUGAUCUCCAGUUAUUCUGUGCGUAAUACCACACGUGUUGUUUACGGCAUUGUCGCCCUUUUUAGUACAGUCUGACUUGAUUGACAAUUUAUUUAUUCAGUAGGCGAGAGUAUAAGCUUUCUAACGAUGUAUAAUGUCUAUUUUGCUUUUGGAAUAGCGUUUUUUAGGUCAGCGUAACCGAACAUUUUCUUAUCAUCGCAUUCACUUACGCAUUCACUCUGAGGUACUGGCACUGGAUAGCAGUAAAAGACGCUGAACCUAAUGAAACGUUGUCAACGAUUUCUCGUAAUUUCUUGGAAAAUACUAUUAUUAUUGAAAUACUAUUAUUAUUAUUCUGCGCAUAGCUAAGCCAUAUAUUUGCUGAUAGACCUAUCUGACAUUGUUUUCUGGAGCAGAACAGAAGCAGAUAGAACGGUCAUUGAUUUAGCCUACUGUCUCUGUCUCUAUCUACUGAACACAGAUAAAAUGUCAUCAUUGCUAUGUAAGUAUUACUGCUCAAAAAAAAAUAUUUCGGUUAUAUACGUUAUUUUUGAAAUUGAGUGUCUUUAAAUAGGUCAGUGGUAUUAUAUAAUGUGGAUAUUUCAUACUGCAAUGUAAGCGUUAGUUAGUAGUGAAAAGUUUCCAAGAAAAGAGCUAGCCUACAGUCCAGAACAUGUGUUGACAUUCUUACAGACAUUUGAUUCCAAAUACAACAAUAGACACAAUUGUCUCUUACACGCUAAACAUGUUGCACAUUGCUUCAUAUGCAGACCUAACCUUUUUACUUUGAUAAUGGGUUUAAUAGAAACUUGGAUUUAUUUUGGCAUUGCACUACUGUGUUAAAUAAUAAGACUUC
This is a messenger RNA of Anguilla rostrata (American eel), 4444 nucleotides long. RefSeq lists its product as uncharacterized. Gene Ontology annotation, biological process: T cell costimulation; immune response; cell surface receptor signaling pathway. The record is from RefSeq and is a predicted model, not a curated record. Bases 45 to 2753 code for a protein of 902 amino acids. The transcript is spliced from 10 exons. Gene Ontology annotation, cellular component: external side of plasma membrane. Lineage: Eukaryota; Metazoa; Chordata; Actinopteri; Anguilliformes; Anguillidae.